GUCAAAACUGUCAUGACUAAUGCUCUUGAUCGCCAUCUUGGUAGCUUCGUCGAUAAAGCAAGCUUAUAACUGCCUGGUAUAUUUGUUAUCGCUGCUCAUAUCAAAUGCGAAUGCAUUACAAGUUAGAUGCUGGUCUAGAUUAUGGGCCCUCGGAUUGUUGAUAACACUGUUGGUAACAGAAUCUCUCUUCAAUCUCGCAUCCCGAUAGACCAAACCACUUCAAAGUCGCCUUGUAUUCGGACGCCUAAGGAUACGCCGGGAAUCGCGAACGGGAAAUCGUAAGCCCUUCGUCUUCUUCAUAGCACCGCGUAAAGCGACAUCCAUAAUGAAAACAGAUGCAAGACAACAAAAAUUACGGGAACUACGAUCCACGAAGGAUAAUAGAAGAGGGUU
Molecule: messenger RNA, 393 nt
Organism: Daldinia vernicosa
Lineage: Eukaryota; Fungi; Ascomycota; Sordariomycetes; Xylariales; Hypoxylaceae
Exons: 1
Coding region: 20-208 (62 amino acids)
Source: RefSeq, a predicted model, not a curated record